Molecule: messenger RNA, 2548 nt
Organism: Manis pentadactyla (Chinese pangolin)
Lineage: Eukaryota; Metazoa; Chordata; Mammalia; Pholidota; Manidae
Gene: DPF2
Product: double PHD fingers 2
Exons: 12
Coding region: 112-1329 (405 amino acids)
Biological process (GO): nervous system development
Cellular component (GO): nBAF complex
Source: RefSeq, a predicted model, not a curated record
CGCCCGGGCAGCGCCUGCGCAGAAGGACAAGGAAACUGGUUCCCUAGCGGUCCCAGCGCCUGCGCGCUGGGGACUCCGGGCUUCCCGGCCUGAGAGAGAGAAGCAGGGAAGAUGGCGGCUGUGGUGGAAAAUGUUGUGAAGCUCCUCGGGGAGCAGUACUACAAAGAUGCCAUGGAGCAGUGCCAUAAUUACAAUGCCCGCCUCUGUGCUGAGCGCAGUGUACGCCUACCUUUCUUGGACUCGCAGACAGGAGUGGCCCAGAGCAACUGUUACAUCUGGAUGGAAAAGCGACACCGGGGUCCAGGAUUGGCCUCUGGGCAGCUAUACUCCUACCCAGCCCGGCGCUGGCGGAAAAAGCGGCGAGCACACCCUCCUGAGGAUCCAAGGCUUUCUUUCCCGUCUAUUAAACCAGACACAGAGCAGACCCUGAAGAAGGAGGGACUGAUCUCUCAGGACGGCAGUAGUUUAGAGGCUCUAUUGCGCACCGACCCCCUGGAGAAGCGAGGCGCCCCAGAUCCCCGAGUUGAUGAUGACAGCCUGGGCGAGUUUCCUGUGACCAACAGUCGAGCACGGAAGCGGAUCCUAGAACCAGAUGACUUCCUGGAUGACCUUGAUGACGAGGACUAUGAAGAAGAUACUCCCAAGCGUCGGGGCAAGGGGAAAUCCAAGGGUAAAAGUGUGGGCAGUGCCCGUAAGAAGUUGGACGCAUCCGUCCUGGAGGAUCGGGACAAGCCCUAUGCCUGUGACAAUAGUUUCAAACAAAAGCAUACCUCGAAAGCGCCCCAGAGAGUUUGUGGAAAACGUUACAAGAACCGACCAGGCCUCAGUUACCACUAUGCCCACUCCCACUUGGCUGAGGAGGAGGGCGAGGACAAGGAGGACUCGCAGCCCUCCACCCCUGUUUCCCAGAGGUCGGAGGAGCAGAAAUCCAAGAAGGGUCCGGAUGGAUUGGCCUUGCCCAACAACUACUGUGACUUCUGCCUGGGAGACUCAAAGAUCAACAAGAAGACAGGACAGCCUGAGGAGCUGGUGUCCUGUUCAGACUGUGGCCGCUCAGGGCAUCCAUCUUGCCUGCAGUUCACCCCUGUGAUGAUGGCAGCAGUGAAGACCUACCGCUGGCAGUGUAUCGAGUGCAAGUGCUGCAACAUCUGCGGCACCUCAGAGAACGACGACCAGCUGCUCUUUUGUGAUGACUGUGAUCGUGGCUACCAUAUGUACUGUCUCACCCCGUCGAUGUCUGAGCCUCCUGAAGGGAGUUGGAGCUGCCACUUGUGUCUGGACCUGUUGAAGGAGAAAGCUUCCAUCUAUCAGAACCAGAAUUCCUCUUGAUGUGGCCACCCCACCACCACCCCACUCCCCCGAUACAUCUAGGGCUGUUUAUCUCCUUUCUUGUUUUUCAUACCCACCUUUUCCUUCCUCCUCUUUUACAAGUCCAGAGAAACUUGGGGUGGUUGCGCCAACCUGCCUUUGGCAGCAGCAAGCUGAGGUGGCAGCUCUGACUGCCUCUGGCCCCAGGCCCUCAGGGAGAACCGAGCAGCACACUCCCCCAAGGUGCCCCUGUGGGCCAGCUUCUCACUGCUCUCCGUGAAGUGCAUUUACUCCGCUCGCCUUGGGCCCCGGCCCUGGGAUCACAGGGUUCAUACAGUCCGCUCUGAGAAAGAGUGGGGAGCAGCUCCUCCUCUCGGCUGCCUCCACUCUGGUUCCCAGGGUUUCCCCUUCCCCCAGAGAUGAGCCAGGCUGGGGAGUGGCUGGGAGUGAGCAACUCAGCAGGCUGAGGCCGGGCUUGUGGGGAACUUUCCAUGCCCUUCGUGCUGCUUAGCCUAGCCACCACCUUCCCCCAGAGUGGCUUCUGCAGUCCUCUGUUGCUGCUAUCUGGGAUCCUUUGCUGGAGCCAGGACGCUCUUGGUCACCCGCCUGGCCCCGUCCUGCCCCACUCUACCCCACUUCAGGGGGUGUAGCCGCUUUACCCUGAUUCUUGUGCUUAACUAGCACAUGCUUACAGGCGGUCUCUAGUGACUGAAGCAUUCCCCACCCUUGGAAUUUCCUAUUUUCUGCCUCCCUCAUUCCCUUUAGUUUUGUGGGGAGAGGGGAAGUAUCAAGGGGCCAGGCCAGAAGCUUGGGGGCCACAGGGAGAUGUUGGAUAAUGUGCCUGUUUUUUAACUCGAUGAAAAAGCCUACCUCCGAAAUCCCCUUCUCUUCCUAGACCUGGGCAUUCAGCUCCUGCCCUUAACCGAAUUGGGAGCCUCUGCCUCCUGCUGUUUAUCCUGGCUCCUGAGUCACAGGGAAGCCACAUAGACAUCCCUUUCUUCCCUUGCACGCUCAGCUAGCAGCUGGUAAGGUCUUCAACCCUGAUUCCUCAGUUUUUCUGCCUGGUGACACUGAACAUUAAGUAGUGGGGGGAUAGUCCAUACCAGGACACCCUGAAGUGGCCUUUCCCUUGGCCAUGGGCAGGCCCUAUGAUUUGGAGUUGAGGUGUCAUUUUUCUUUCUUUGCUUUCUUAGUUCCUGUAUUCUAAAACAUUAGUACAAAUAAACAUUUUUACACAGAG